AAGCUCGCUCCCGCUACUCCCUCCCCAUUUAAGGUGCGGCAGAGGAACAGGUGCGCGAAGAAUCUCCGAGAAGCUUUAUAAAUUGAAAUAGCCCCGUUGCGUUCCAACUCGCUUUCAGAAAGCUAAGGAAUACGUAACUAGAGCGCGACAGAGGAACUAACUUUAUCAGCAACACCGCAAACCUAGUCCAACACCGUCAGGUUGUGAGGAGUGGGGGGGUUCUGUACCUUCACAGCAGGUGGACGUCGUCUUUGUUGAUUCGCGAGUCAAGUCGAAGAAGAAGAAGCGGAAAAUGGCCCACGCGGGUAUGCAGAUGUUGGGAUUCGCCCUGGCUCUUAUCGGCGUAAUUGGAUUGAUAAUUGGCACCAUGUUGCCCCAGUGGAAGAUGUCCGCUUAUGUUGGGGACAACAUCAUCACGGCGGUGUCCAUGUACGAAGGACUGUGGAUGUCCUGUGCGUUCCAGAGCACAGGCCAAAUGCAGUGCAAGGUCUACGACUCAAUCCUGCAGCUCAACAGUGCCCUCCAGGCAACCCGCGCCCUCAUGAUUGUGAGUAUCAUCGUAUCGGUGGCUGGCUUGGGCGUAGCAGUCAUGGGAAUGAAGUGCACCACCUGUGGAGGAGAUGACAAAGUCAAAAAGGCCCGCAUUUCCAUGACUGGUGGCAUUAUCAUCCUGAUUGGAUCUUUGUGUGCCAUUGUUGCCUGCUCUUGGUAUGCUAACGACAUCAUCAAAGCCUUCUACAACCCUUUCACCCCCGUCAAUACAAAGUACGAGUUUGGUUCUGCCAUCUUCAUUGCCUGGGCUGGAUCGUUCCUGACUAUAGUGGGAGGUGCCAUGCUGGCAGCAUCCUGCCCAAGAAAAACCAAAUCCACUACACCCAAGUAUCCUAUCUCCAGACCCGCCAGCAGCAAGGAAUAUGUUUGAGCAGGACUGGACUCAGUGUUAGAGGCUGAAGGAACACUUUGAUAUUCAUACUAGUCCAACUCUGAGAUUGAAACGUUCAAAAGAUGUUAUGCUAGGAGGUGAUCAGUACUUGUGUUUUUUUAUUUCAUAUUUUAGUUUCUUCAGGGAUACCCUGUUAUGUUACUGUAAUAUUUUAACAAAUGCAUUAAAAUUUUAAAUAAUGGCUGUUUACUUUUUAAAGAGCAUAUUGGCCUUGCCCUGUCUUGAACUACGGUUAGUGCUUACUGAUAUGUGUAUGUAGUAUAUCCACUUAGUUGACACCUGUAAAGCACAGUUAAAAUGAAAGUGAUAAUCAAAUUUGGUAUGUAGAAAUAUUUUUCUUUGCAUACUACAAUGUACAGUGCAUUUUGGGGAAGAGGUUUGAAUGCACUGAAUAGAAAUGGGAUGGGAACUCUCACCAUUUGUCUGUAGAGGCUGAAUGCAUAGUAGUUCAUUAGCUGGCCAUCAUUAUAUUUGAUAACAUUCCAUGCAUUUGUUCCUUUUUUUUAUUUAUAUGAAAACUACAAAUCAUUCACUACCACUGAAGACUACUUAGAUUUAAUCAAGUGCCGGAGAGAAAUUGUAACUAUAUAUUACAGUAUACUGAAUUCUUCUACUCAUCCUGCCAAGGAAUUUUUUUUUUUAUAUGACAGACGUGACUCUUUGACUUGUUCGGUUUGUGUAAGUAGUCUUGGCUUAUUGUUUUUUUUUUUUUUUUUUAAAAGUCCCAAAGCUGUUGCUGCACUCAUUAGAUUCAGUUUUUUUAAAUAAUUUUAAAUUGUGAUUUGCAAAGUUUGUUGUACAUAAAAUAAAAGUUUAAAAAUG
Molecule: messenger RNA, 1765 nt
Organism: Perca flavescens (yellow perch)
Lineage: Eukaryota; Metazoa; Chordata; Actinopteri; Perciformes; Percidae
Product: claudin-7-A
Exons: 4
Coding region: 293-922 (209 amino acids)
Cellular component (GO): membrane; bicellular tight junction
Molecular function (GO): structural molecule activity
Source: RefSeq, a predicted model, not a curated record